Messenger RNA from Pseudoliparis swirei, 3107 nucleotides. It is a transcript of the gene bmpr1bb, whose product is annotated as bone morphogenetic protein receptor, type IBb. Gene Ontology annotation, cellular component: plasma membrane; signaling receptor complex. The record is from RefSeq and is a predicted model, not a curated record. Lineage: Eukaryota; Metazoa; Chordata; Actinopteri; Perciformes; Liparidae. Gene Ontology annotation, biological process: cellular response to growth factor stimulus; BMP signaling pathway; dorsal/ventral pattern formation. The coding region runs from base 577 to 2193 and encodes 538 amino acids. The transcript is spliced from 14 exons. Gene Ontology annotation, molecular function: transforming growth factor beta receptor activity, type I; ATP binding; SMAD binding.
CUCCCAGCCUCAAACAACGCGUGGUGCACUUGGAAAAGUCCGCCGCGACCCACAGAGAGAGGCGCGCGAUGACAUAAACCAGAGCGAGAGUUCACAUCAAGACGAACUGGGAUCUUGUCGAGCUGCUUCUGAAGCGAGAAGGAGACGAGAAAGGCGAGUGCUGCCGGGUGGUGACAGGAUGCGUUCUGAUGUCCGAUGUCUGGAUGAUGCGGUCGAGAGCAGGGGGCAUUCAGAGUCGUACCUGUGAGGGAAACGUGCUGAAGUAAGAGCUUUCCAUCGGAGACCGGUGAAUAGAGGAGGAUGAGGAGGAUGCUGCAGUGACGUUUCGGACCAAGGCUGUCAGUGUGGAGUAGAGCUGGAGGCUGCGGGGCUGCAGUGUGCUGUGGGAAGUUCCUGAGAGGCCGAGUGGCAGUCGAACACAGAGAGACACUUGUACAGAAAGCGAACGGGUGCUUUUUCACGGGAAGGAUAUAAAAACAGUGUCUCACACCUUCCGCCUCUUCGCACGGGCGUGUACGGCGUGGCUGCGCCGCUGGGAUUUGAAGGAGGUGGGCGACCGGAGUUGGGGCUGGAGUGAUGGUGGUGGUGUGGCUGCCUCAGGAGUGGGCCUGGCAGGCUGUUCUCCUGGUGACUGGACUGGCAUCACUAGGCUGUGGGUCUGAUGCCAACAUGCUGGACACCCUGCUGCUGGAGAACGGAUGGAAAGGGGGAUCGGAGCGACGGGCGGAGGACAGCAGCAGCACAGCCACAGUGUCGGCUCAGAACACGCUCCGCUGUCACUGCUCCCAUGACUGCCCGGAGGACUCGGUCAACAAUACCUGCUUGACUGAUGGUUUUUGCUUCACCAUGGUGGAGGAUAAGGAGGAGUCGGGUGUGGCAGUACUCUCCGUAGGUUGUUUCCCUUUUACCGGUUUCGAGUUCCAGUGCAAAUACACGUGGAAUGCUGGUUCGAGGAGAGCUCUGGAGUGUUGCAGCGAUCAGGACUAUUGCAACAGAGACUUGCACCCUACUCUUCCUCCACUAAUGACUUCAGAUUACGUUGACAGCAGUAACCAGUACAUGGCUGUCUUCAUUUCAAUCACAGUUUGCAUUAUCAUCAUUGUUCUCAUCCUCAUUUUCUGCUACUUCAGAUAUAAGCGGCAGGAAUCCCGACCACGCUACAGUAUCGAUCUGGAGCAGGAUGAGACCUACAUCCCCCCUGGAGAAUCUCUGAGGGACCUGAUAGAGCAUUCCCGCAGCAUCGGGUCUGGCUCAGGGUCCGGACUCCCUCUACUGGUGCAGCGCACAAUCGCCAAACAGAUUCAGAUGAUCAAGCAGAUUGGAAAAGGGCGAUACGGAGAGGUCUGGAUGGGCAAGUGGAGAGGAGAGAGAGUGGCCGUUAAAGUCUUCUUCACCACAGAAGAAGACAGCUGGUUCAGAGAGACUGAAAUAUACCAGACCUUCCUGAUGAGACAUGACAAUAUCCUGGGAUUCAUAGCAGCAGAUAUUAAAGGAACCGGCUCGUGGACUCAGCUCUACUUAAUCACAGACUACCACGAGAAUGGAUCCCUGUACGACUACCUCAAGUCCAACACCUUGGACGUCAAGGCUCUGCUGAAACUGGCCUACUCGUCCAUAUCGGGCCUCUGUCACCUGCACACAGAGAUCUACGGCACACAGGGCAAACCGGCCAUUGCACACAGAGACCUGAAGAGUAAAAACAUCUUGGUAAAAAAGAACGGAUUCUGCUGUAUUGCAGACCUCGGCCUGGCGGUCAAGUUUAACAGUGACACCAACGAGGUGGAUAUCCCUCCCAACCUCCGAGUUGGAACGAAGCGGUAUAUGCCCCCUGAGGUGUUGGAAGAGACCCUGAACAAGACCCAGUCUUUUAUAAUGGCUGACAUGUACAGUUUUGGCCUCAUUGUUUGGGAGAUGGCUCGACGUUGCAUCUCUGGAGGCAUUGUGGAGGAGUAUCAGCUGCCCUAUUAUGACCUUGUGCCCACUGAUCCAUCCUAUGAAGACAUGAGAGAAGUUGUCUGCAUUAAAAAACAAAGACCUUCAUUUGCUAAUCGUUGGACUAGCGAUGAGUGUUUACUGCAGAUGGGGAAACUGAUGUCCGAGUGUUGGGCUCACAACCCGACCUGUCGCCUCACAGCCUUGAGGGUGAAGAAGAGCCUGGCGAAGAUGUUAGAGACCCAAGACAUCAAACUGUGACGGAGAGAUGCUCUCAUCACCAGAGACUUGUCACUGCCACUGGCACAGCGCCACUUACACUGGCCAAUAGAAGAAAGGGGGAGGAAAAAGAGACUGUGAAAGAUAGGACAAAGGAAAUCGACCGCGAGGAUGAGCGAUGGAGAUAAUGGUUGACAGGGAGCCAGAAAGAUGAGGGGCGAAAGAUUUCUUGUCAGGGGGGAUGUUCCCGCCUGUUGUAUGCGGCCUCAGACCAGGUGUCCGGGUUGAGCUUUCUGUGAAAGCUGAGUGGUUGUCAGACGGGCCGGCGGACGGUGACCAUUGCAGGAGAGGAGCACUGAUAUCCGUCUGCUUCCUUCUAAACGGAGGAGCCUCUGCUCCACCCUCCUAAAGCCAUAUUGCAGUAUUCUAUGUGCAGUCUUUUGUACUGUCUCAGCUGUCUUCACAUUUCUUUUUUGGACUCGGUCAGUGGCGGUUCGUCCAUAGGGGGCGCUAGUGCGCCGCCCCUCUUAAAAUUUGGAGACGAAAAAAAAAGAAGAAAAAAAAGAAAUCCUGUCAAAAAACAUUAUAUGCCAAAUCAUUUAAAUAGUAAAUAUACCGUGUUGACGAGCUAAAUGUGUGUGGGAGACCGUAAGCCCCUGUCAACAACCACUUAAGUUAAUGUGAAAAAAUAUAAUAUAUCGCCAUUAUCACGGAGAGAAGCCCCUCCCCUUUUUCGAGGCUGGUCUAACGUGUGUGUACGGCAUCGAUACAACAUUUCAGUCGUUUUGGCAAUGACCGGCUUCACAUUGGCGGAUGAAACCGGGAAUCUUGGUGCGCACAAAUGUGCGCACGCGAUUGGAUUAUUCGGCAGAUCAGAGACCCGUAUGUUCCCUCAGCCCAUAGAGCAGUGUUGCCAGGUCCGCGGUUUUCCUGCGGAAUCGGGCCACUUUUGAAGU